Phasianus colchicus (ring-necked pheasant) is the source of this 9520-nucleotide messenger RNA. RefSeq names its product angel homolog 1 (gene ANGEL1). The record is from RefSeq and is a predicted model, not a curated record. Gene Ontology annotation, molecular function: 3'-5'-RNA exonuclease activity. Lineage: Eukaryota; Metazoa; Chordata; Aves; Galliformes; Phasianidae.
GGCCGGGCCGGCGGAGGAGGUCGGGCCGCGCCGCGCAGCGCGCUAUGAUCGGCACCGUGCUCUGCUACGUGCUGCUGCCGGCGGUGCGGCUCCUCCGGGCCCUGCGAGAUGCUUUCUUUACCUGUCGAAAGAAUGUGCUUCUGGCGAAGAGCACGUCCACCCAGAUAGAAGGCAUCUUUGCUGCAACCAGAGGAAAGUUGGUCCAAGAAGAGCAAGAAGCCCUGCUCCAGCAGUGGCUGGAGGAAGGAGCAGGGAGUUCAUCAGCCAGUGAGAGUGCUCCAGUAGUGGGAAACGUAUCGGCUGCAUCCACCAGCACCUGGUUAGAAGGUUCAGAGCUAUUGAUGAGUAGCCUUAGCGACCUGAAUUCAGCUCCAGAAGUCGUAUGGUGUGCCAGUCAGCAGCUCACGGAGCUAUGUGCCUUGACUUCUUCAGAACCGCAAGAUCAUGCAGAGACUAAACUGGAAAAAUUACCAGCAGAGGAAACAGUGGCUGUAGUAGGCAGUGCACCUUGGGCAGCUCUGGUGCCACAAACAGAUCACCAGAUAGCUGGCUGUGCCACUAUCAGUGUGGAAGGGCUGAAUGAAGACCCAGCGGUGUUGGCGUGGAGUUUAGCAGGUGGCACAGAGAUGGUGCCAACAGAGCCCCCCGCUUGGCCCGCUCAGGAUGCCGUGCAAUUUUGUCCUCUCCCAGCGGAAGUACCCUACCAUGAGAUUUUAUGGAGAGACUGGGAGGAUCUUUCUGUCCAGCCUUGUGAGCUAGAACUGGGCUCAAAAAAAAAUCCUCUCUUUGAAUUUCGUGUCAUGUCUUACAACAUCCUUGCCCAGGACCUGGUGGAACAGGGCCAUGCUCUUUACGUACACUGUCAUCCAGACAUCCUGAACUGGGACUACCGCCUUCCAAAUAUUUUGCAGGAGAUCCAACAUUGGGAUCCUGAUGUUCUGUGUCUGCAGGAGGUGCAAGAGAACCAUUACAGGGAGCAGCUAGAACCGACGUUUGUGAAGAUGGGCUUUGCUUGCUUCUAUAAACGGAGGACUGGGAGAAAGACUGAUGGCUGCGCAGUGUGCUAUAAGCAAAGCAGAUUCCAGCUAAUCACCGUCAGCCCCAUCGAGUAUUUCCGGCCUGGCAUAGAUGUCCUCAAUCGGGAUAAUGUGGGUUUGGUGCUUCUGCUGCAGCCCCUGCUCCCAGAGGGUCUUGAUCUGAAGGCAGUCAGUCCUUUGUGCGUUGCCAACACACACUUGUUGUUCAAUCCCCGGCGGGGAGAUAUUAAACUUGCCCAGAUGGCCUUGCUCCUAGCAGAGAUUGACAAGAUUGCAAAAACUGCUGAAGGUCAGUACUAUCCUGUCAUCCUGUGUGGCGACCUGAACUCUGUACCUGACUCUCCGCUGUACAAAUUCAUCCGGAAUGGUCAACUUUCCUACCAGGGAAUGCCAGCCUGGAAGGUGUCUGGUCAGGAAGACCUCUCCCAACAGCUGCAUUCUCGGAAACUGCUGUCCCCGCUGUGGCCAAGCUCACUGGGUGUAACAGACAACUGCCAAUAUGUUACUGUGUGCCAGCCAAAGAAACAGGGCAGACGUAAGUACAGUCGAGACUUCCUGCUCCAGUUCCACUUUUGUGAUGUUGCCUGUGAACGACCACCAGAGCUGGUCUUCUUGGAAGGUGUGACAGAUGCUAAACCAGACCCCCCUCCAUACUGGCCCAAGAACACUGCUCCAGUGAAUGACCCUGAUCUCCAGAUGCUCAUCCCAAGGUCUGCAGGUGUUAUCCAGCACGGCCUCAACCUGACCUCUGUCUACAGCCAUUUCCUGCCACAGAGGGGUCGCCUGGAGGUCACAACCAUGCCCAUGGGGCUUGGUGCCACUGUUGAUUAUAUCUUCUACUCAGCAGAGCCUGUGAUGAAUGGAAACAGAGGGGGUCGCAGGCUGUACCGAGAUGGAGUCCUAAAGCUGCUUGGCCGCCUUUCUCUUCUCUCUGAAGACAUCCUGUUGCUGGCAAAUGGCUUACCAAAUCCGUUUUGUUCAUCUGAUCAUCUGUGCCUGCUGGCUAGUUUUGGCUUGGAGAUCUCCAGCCUCGGAGAGGGUUAGUGUUGGUUCCCCUUUGCCUAAAGAAAAUAUAUUCUGAAUAUAGCUGUUUGAGACUCUGGAUUUACAACCAGCUUGCAAGAAAACUCUUUUAUUUGACAUACCCGAAUAGUCCCUUUCUGCUCUCACGCCCUCACAAAAAUAGGGAUGAGUCAGUUGGAGCCCUGUCUGUUGGUAUUUUGUGGGUCUCUGCAAAUCUGUGUUUCUGCACAGUUGUGUUCAGGCAUUAUCAUCUCCUAAAGGGAUCCUUGUUCCACAGCUUAAUUUAGCAGAUAUUUUAGUGCUGCAGGAACCAACCUUGCUCCCAUGUUUGUCCCUUGGUAAGGUCUUCAAGGACCUGGGAAAUACAGAUGGAUUACUGUCUGCUUCUGGCUACCAAAGAGCAGGGCAUAUGUACACCAAUAUUCUUUCACACCAAAACAAUGUUUCUUUUAAUUUCUGAAUGAUAGGUUAUGAAGCAUGGUCUUUAGGAAUGUGCUGCUUUUGAGAGUGGAUCUGCUAACUGCUUAGAAAUAGGUUUUUCUUAAUAAUGGUAAGGGCUGUAUUGCUGGCAGAAGAGCUUGUAUAGUUGAUUGGUUUCAAUAAGAUCAUCCCAGUGAAUAUCAGGUGAAGAAAAUUGUCGGGUUAGGCAUGACAACUCCAGAGGCAGUAUCUCUGGAGGCUCUCAAAAGAGAGAUAAAAAUUGAAAAUGUGUUAGUGGAAGCAGAAACAUCAAAUGAGACAGUUGAAGGUAGUGUAAAUGCCUCUACCCUUCCUCUGUGUCUUCUCAAUUCCGUUUUACCUCUCAGGGGACAGAGAGCCGACUGGUAGCAGCCUGCUGGGCCAGGCUAUGGGCUUUCUGGAGCUAGCCAUGCUUAGGUAGGUAGGACCCAUUGGACUGGCUCUUGUCUCUGAACAGAUGCGGGGAGGGAGGGAGAGGCUGUUUUCUUGGAGGCAGGAUUGUCAGUCUGUUGGUGUCAUCUUAGUGUAGUUUUCUCAGCUUGUACAGUACAAAAAAACCCAACACUGUACCUGGUCCUGAGGCAGAUUACCUUGUUUAGGCUGAUUUAUGGUGCUCAGUUUUGCUAUGAGAGAGGAAAGCAAUAUGGGACAAACAUUUCUAACCUUCUGUUCACAAAUGAGGCACAGAAGUCUUGUCCUGCCUCAGGAUUUUUGAGAGGGUAUGAAAAGACUUGAAAUAUCAUUUGCUCUUUCUGUGUUAUACUGGGGGAUUUUCGUAUUUUAAAUGUUACUUUCUUUAUUGAAAAAUAAAUUUUUUCUAAUUUAAUGAAAAAUGCAAAGUAACUGCAACACCUUGUGCUUCUGGCAGCUGAACCCUUAGAGGAGUUGCUCAGCAAGGCUUUGCUAGCUAGGAUGUGAAAGAGGAGAAUGUGGAUUAGCUAUGCAAAAUAGAAGUAGUGAAGGAUAAAGGGCAGGGGUAAGUGUGUCUAGCUGUUGUCUCCCAUCAUAUCCUCACAUCCCAGAGGUCUGUUUGGCAUCAGAGUUUAUCUUGCAGAAUGGUUUCAGGAACCAUCCCCCUCUUUCCAAGAAAGCAAAUACCGUUGAUCCUUUACAGCUUAUUUCUGUGAACUGUACUAAAGACAUGGGCCACGCACUCUGUUCUGUUCCCAUAGAAUUCUUAAGAACUGUGCAUCCCCUUCUUGCCCCUGCUGCGUGAUUUGUAUUUGCCUGGUGAUGUGUGGAUAGCUUUUGCUACCCCAGCUUGGAUACUACGUGUAAGAGUCUGCAUAAGUGAACAGGAAUCUGGAGGUAAACAAGUCUGCAGCUUUGUUCACCCAGAAUUUCAGUUAAUGGUUCUGCUAUGGUGCUGGUGUUUGUAAUUGGUGAGGGAUGCUGAGCUGUGUAUUUCUGUGGAUGUUUUUUCUGAGGGUUGCUUUAAUUUCUUCAAGUACUCUAACUCUGAUUUUAUAAUUGGUUUUAUUUGUGCAGGGGGGAAAGAAGACAGAAAUCUGUGCAACUGAGAGCUUUAUUUUUCUGCCAGGCUGCUUGUAGGUUGCCAGAUAGCAGUGUGGUUGCAGAUAACUCCCACCAGCUGUUAACCUUGUAAAGGAAAACUUGAGACAUUGAAUGUUUAAAAACAACUGACCAAAAGCAAAACAAAAAACACUGUGACAGGUAGGGCUGUCACUUAACACUGUGACUGUUUGCUUUGGUCAUAACUGGCCCAGUCUGAUAGCCUGUUAGUGAUGGGUGUGUGUGUGUGUGUGUGUGUCAGUCAAAGUCCUCCUGACCCUCUGCUGCUUUCCACUCAGACCCACGAGCUGUGCAUGGUUCCCUGUCAGGUGAGCUGGUUGCCCAAGCACCUUGACACUUCUGUGAUGUAGCUGAGCGUCAACAUCACAAAUACUUCUGUUUCAUUCAAACCAAAGACUUGACUUUUCUUUUGGGUAACUUGCAUGGACACAUCUCUCAGGGAGGUUUUAAGUUCCAGCUGUUUUGCUGGAAAAUCGAUUUCACAGGUCGGUCUAACACUUUGUUUUUCAGUAUAUGUGAAAUUGUAUGGUAUGGACUUGGAAUACUUAAUUUACUAAACACUCUGGAUAUGGAGUCAAGUGCUUAGAAACCCUGGGACGAUGCCCACAAAUCUUCUCCUGCUUCUCUCUGAAGGUUUGAAGGCUACCCGCGUCCUGCAGCUCGCAAAGCCUUGGCUCACACAUUUUCUUGGGCAUUCAUAGAUUAAACUGUUUCAGAAAUACAGCUCUAAUAGUUGAUCGUUGUGGUUGUUUUGAUCACUGUUCCUAAAGCUCUGGUGUAGACUCCUAUAGACUUGACCUGUUUCAGGAAAGAAAAACUCCUGUUCUAGAGCAAUUCAAAGUUAACAUCAAAUGGAUCUGAAUGCCUCUUGAUGUUUGAAGCUGUAGGCAAAGUUUGUAGAUGGGAUAGAUAGAAAUAAUCCCUGCCACUAACACAGCAACUAUUAUAUAGUUGUAGGGGAAAACAAUGCAUUCUCUGAUGCUUUGAGAAUAUCACAUAGUGAUAUAAUAAAGGACUGUGGUAAUCAGCAACUUGUGAAGGGAAGCAGAAUUAAGAUUCCAGAUGUAGCUCUUAACACUGUUUCUUGACUGAAGCAUGUAACUAGUUGUCAUUUACAUAGUUUUCUAUACGGAGAAGCCUGUAAAUGGUUAUGAAAAUGGAACAGGAAUAUCUGCAAUAGCCAGAAGAAGGAAGUGAACUACCUAUGUCAUUUUUGUGGUAGUGUUGUAGAGCUCAGGGAGGUUGGUACUUAUGGAAAGGGGUGCCAGAGAUCACUGGCAGCGUGUAAAUAUCCUGUUAUGUCCUAAAGUGCAGGAACAUGUAGCUGUAGAGGCAGGCACAGAUUUAACAACAGCUUAGACUGCACUACAGCUGCUAGGCCUUAUUUAAUUAUGUCAUUUAGAUAAAAAUUGGACUGACUUCUCUUUCUUGGUCUUAAGUUUAUCACUUUAGGAAGAUGCGCUUUGUGAUCAGUUCUUCCAAAAUAUAUAGGAUAGGAGAGGUAAAUAGUAUAAUUUCUCUAAUUUCUGUCUUUUUGUCAGAAAAUGAACCUUGGCUCCUGCUUGAGGUCUUCUUUUUCUGUGUCUUUUUCUUAUGAGGUAUCUUUCCAACAGCUGUUUUCCCAUGACAUUGGAUGUAAGAUCCAAUUAUCUUUGAAAGUUACUGAUGUUUAUUUUUCUUCAGCUGUAUUUUUUUCCCUUACAAGCUAUGGGAGAAUUAUUUUGGACUAAGUUAUAUUGAAUACUCAGUAUUUUAAUAGUGUCAAGCUGUAAGUGGUUUCCUCACCCUUUAUAUGAAGAGUUUAGUGGAAGGAGUGGGAGCUCUGAAGCCAACACUUAGAUGGGAGUAACUCUUGUUCUAAAAACAAAAAAAUUCAAGAUUUACUGUUAGUGCCCUGUAUGCACCCUUCUUUGUAAGGCACGGAAAAACAUGGCCUUCAUUCCUUUCCUUUAAAGUGUCUUUUAGAGGACCUCAGAAAAUUUGAGCAUCUUGGAGAUCAAGGCAUGCUUUGUGCUCCUACUGAUUUUGAGUUUUGUUCUUAGCACCUUGCAGAUCAGGGCUCUGCUAGAGUGCAAUUUUUCCUCCCAGUUUUUACCACCUUACUAAUGAAUGUUUGCUGUAUGUACUGUUAGGACUUUGCAGACAGCCAGCAUUCAUCCAAAUACUGGCACUUUCAUUAGGCUUCCUAUUGUGCAAGUUAAUUGAAUUGCUGUGCGUACCUGACUGUAGCUGCCUGGGUUGUAGUGUUUUUCAUUGCUCUGUCACUGAGAUGCAAAAGGUGGAUGCUCGCUGCCAUUGACAGUACUGCACGAUGUAUCAAAGUCUGAUAGUGAGUUUCUGUAGAGAACUCACCUGCUAUAACAGUAACAGACACCUGACUGACCAGCUGGCAUUUUUCAAGUUCCUUGCUUUUGUCAGUUGCACGAGCUUGGCUUCUGCUAGCAUCAGCUUUCUGCCGCUUUCCACUGAAAAUAUCUUUCUAGUCUUGAAGGUCUUUUCUCUUUUAUUUGUUUACUUCAUAUCUAGCCUGCACAUUCCUGUGCUCUAAGGGAAUAGGAAUGCUGUAUAGUGGAGCUGGAAAAUUUUUCCUAACUGUGGUUAGACAAACACAGCAACUUUCAAGGUGCUGAGGUGGCAAUGAGCAAAAAACUGAACUAGAAGUUGGCAUGCACUAGAACAAAAGAUGCAUUUGUUCCAUCCAGUCUUUCCUUUUACACACAAAAAAGACUUAGCAUGAAGCCUUGUCGUUUUGGUUGUUUUUUUUUUUUUUUAAGUCUGCAUUGAUAGUCUGCUGCUUUCUCCAGCAGUCUUAAUUUUAUUCACUUACUGACCACUUUCAGCAACUGCUCCUGAACUGGGAAUUGAAUGCAGCCCACCACCACCACAAAACAAACAAACAAAACAAAACCAACCAACCAACAAACAAAAAACAAAAAAAAACACCAAUGUCAACAGUUUAUUGGAAUUAAGAUGAAAGUCACUGGCAAAAUGGCCAGUGCUUUUUGGUGGUGGUGUUUUAUUAUUUUUAAUUAGUGCUUUUAGCUGCUUUUCCCAACGAAGGUUUUUCACUGAUGUCCAAGUAGUAUAAUCUCUAAUUUGAAAACCUAGAAUUACAGGAACUAAGAUAAUAAUCUUAUCAGGGGAUACCCUGAUAAAAGAGUUAGCAGCAAGUGUCAAAAGCAUCUCAAGUAGAGGUUUAUAGAAGUUGCAGUGCUUAAUUAAUUUUUGCUAUUAUUAAAUACCUAAAGAUCAAUAACAGAGCAUGGAGCAAGAACCUUUCUGCUGCUGCUGAAGUCUGUCAUCUUCUGGGCACAGACACAGACCAUAAAGUCUUAUGAUGUGCUUACUUUCUCUUGUCUGUUCACACCACCUAUGAGGUACUAUGCAAUUACUUCCCCUUGAGACAGAAAUUGUUUGUAUAAUUAACUUAGCUGAGAAAGACUACUGUACGUGCCAUGCUUUGGAGUGACAGGGUAGGGGAUGUUUAUUGCUUUCUUCUGCAGUUGCAUAUACUGUAAGCUUACUUGCCUACAUCUUUAUUACUCAUUUCCCCCGAGAAGGGGUAUGAUACGCCUGAAAGAUGAUAGCCUGAAUAAAGUUGGAUCCCACUUGCUGGGGAAAUGUACUGAAUGUUGCAGCUGACUGUCCUUUAUUAACCCAGAAUUUGUCUGAGAAGCCCUGGUGAGGUCAUUAGUCUGGAAGGCCUCUGAACUACAGUGCUUAAACAGAAUUGCUUUUCUGGCCAGGAAGGGAAGCUUGAUCAUAUGUUGAAGAGUAAAAUAGAGCAAGCAGAGGCUUGUGUUAACUCUUAGAAUAUUGACUCAAGUCUAAAAUUUCUCCUGCCUCAUCCACUAACUUUAUUUGUGCAGCUUUGCAGAUGGCAGCUUAGAAGAAAAAUACGAGUUUAAGCCUUUGCCACACAGCCAUAGAAAAACUUCUUACUGUCUGGCAGCUGCCUUUGUGUACAAACAUACUUACCCUUCAGAUGCUUGAUGAAGAGUGAAGGUCCUUCUAUGUCUUUUUUCCAUGAUAUUGCAAAAGUGUAGGAUAUCUAUACAUAAUUUGUCUGAUACCAUCACUCAAUGUUGUGGUUUUGACUUCUCAACAAACUGACAAAGGGGAAGUUUAAAUCAGAAAAAAAGACAGCACAAACAUCGUGUUAUCUCUGCACAACUGAGAGCAGUACAGAGGCAGUUUUAUUGUCUAAGUGUCAAAGGAAGCAGGAAGAAUUAUCAACAUGAGGGCUAUGGGAAGUGCAGUAAGAACUAACUCUAAAUAAGAGUUCUGUGCUGGCUACAUAAAGACACAGAACUACACCAAUUAAUUACAAAAAGACACACAUGAUAUGAUUCUUAAAGAAAGAAACCUUCCAUUUUUUAAUUAGUUCUGAGCUGUACCAGUGAUAGAGAUGUAAAUGGUUUUGGAACACCCUAUCCUAUGCUAGAGUGGAACAAUGAUGUGCAUGGAAGGGGACCACUGUGGCCCCACUAGCACCAUCUCAACCCUGACCUGGAGGGAGACUCUGCUCUGCAGAGAUCUUGGGGGAUUCAGUCGCCUUCUUGGCCUAAUUGAAUUGCUUUUGAGCAGACAGGGCCAGGGCACCACUGAAGGAGAGUGCUUGUGAUACAAGUAAACACCUGCUUGGAAAACAGACAAAAAAUAUUAAAUUCCCUUAGGAGUUCAGCUUAGCUGUAGAGGAACCAUCUCCACCUUGCUCUGGCAAAGCAAAAACCAAGCUAGGAUACAACUUGCUUCCAUAGGUUCAGUUAUUAACUCCAUAAUACAGGUCUUACUGUUAAUAGGACAACAGUGCAAGACAACUAGAAUACAUGGUAUUAUUUCAGCCAGACUUGCACAGUACACAUGGGGCACAGGCCCAUCCUGCUUAUAUUUAGUGCCUGAUUAUCAGGACCCCACUUGAAAUACUUAACUUAGAAGAAGCAAGUGGUUAAAGCAACCAGCCUCCUAAAGCAAUUUUUCAGAACCACUUGAGCAGGGUAAAGCGCAUCUGAUUCAGACCUGCCUUUUGGCAACAGUAGGAUUCUUCUGUUAGUUAUGGUUUCUUAAACUGCAGUUUUAAGGACAGUUAUGUUUCAGUCUGUACAACAUCAUGUGAGCCCACCUUAAGGGAUAGGCACCUGAUUAAGGCUUCCACCUGAAAUACUUAAAAAAUAAUUAAAAAACCCCCCACGUUAAACAUCUGAUAACAGCAACACACUAUUGUAUGGUCACAGACUAUGUUCCAACCACAGUUCUGGAGUCAUUUAUUCUGGUAGGCAUCCAAGCAUACUUUGUACUGACCCACACAGUGGCACACAGGUAAAAUACUCAUAGUCAACUGAAUAAAAGCACUCCACUUCCAGCUAAAACACUUGCUAAUAUAUCUUAAGUUUCUGAAGACUUGUUUAGCUUUUCACAUUUUAAAAGUUAAAAAAAACAAACAAACAACAACAACAAAAAAAAAAAAA